Molecule: messenger RNA, 2568 nt
Organism: Schistocerca gregaria
Lineage: Eukaryota; Metazoa; Arthropoda; Insecta; Orthoptera; Acrididae
Product: chloride channel protein ClC-Kb-like
Exons: 4
Coding region: 114-2300 (728 amino acids)
Biological process (GO): chloride transport; transmembrane transport
Cellular component (GO): membrane
Molecular function (GO): voltage-gated chloride channel activity
Source: RefSeq, a predicted model, not a curated record
ACUUUUUCAAAAGUGCAAAUUCGUAAUAGAGGGCACGACGUCGCCGUAUCGCUCGACGCUAGUGUGAGUGUAUGCCAUUCUUUUAAAACUAGGUUUAUGGCUCUCUGAAGAACAUGGAGUUAAAAGAGCUGUUUGAGCCCGUGAAAAAAAGCCAGGCGGCCUCAAGCCAGAACGCUGGCUCAAUACUCUCUACCUCGUCAGACGAGGAGUUAGAUAGAGGGGGUAUAAGAUACGACUACGAGCAAACCAUCUACGGCUCUUUCUAUCAGAACCUAGCCACGCGCGCCAAGAGAAUUUUGGAGGAUGACACCGAGGUUCAAAACAAGGCUGAAUCCAAGAGCUCGUGGUUCAGUACCGCCUCCGACAAUUGGUACAAUCGCCCGAUAAAAUGGAUCUACGAUUGCAUGGGCAAGCUCAGCAAAAACGAAAGUAUGGUUUUGAUUGUGGUGGUCUCCUCCUUGGUCAUGGCUCUCAUCAAUUUUUUGAUUGAUCUGAUCGUCUGGUAUGUCCGGGGAGGGAUUGGGUAUUUGACGUACUUGGCUGAUAAUUUUUGGAUCGGGUAUCUCGUUUACGUGAUAAACAAGACGGCGUUUUGCUUUUUUUCACUUCACUUAACGCAUUUGAUCGAGCCGAACGCAGUGGGGUCUGGUCUGCCUGAGAUGAAGUGCAUUUUGUCUGGGGUGACCCUCAAAAACUACUUGUCUAUGAGGACCUUCGUCGCCAAGUUCUUGGGCGUGACUUCCGCGAUCUGCUCCGUGACGCUGAUAGGAAAGCAGUCCGCGUGUGUCCAUAUGACUUCCUGCAUCGUUAAUUUUCUGUCGUCCAUGCAAAUUUUCCGGGGUCUUGGCGCCGACCGAAACACGCUCAUGCAGCUCCUUUCAGCCGCCUGCGCGAUCGGCAUUUCAGUGAAUCACGGCGCUUCGAUCGGGGGCGUCUUGUUCUCCAUAGAGGUAACGAGCAUAUAUUAUCCGUUGCAUUACUACUGGAUAGCGUUUGUCGCCUCCAUCGGCUCCGCCCUCGUCUCUCGAGUCUUCACCAACACCUUUUGGCAUCAUCAUUACCUCGAGUCCGCAAUCAUGCUUGAUUCGUCUCCCAGAGAGUACCAACUCUUUUUUUACGAAUGGUUCAUCAUCGCCUUUAUUUCCGUCCUUCUCUCCCUAAUUGGCGUGUUGUUCGUCCGAUGUAACGUCUGGAUUGUCCAGUUUCGCCGUCGCUACGCGAAGAAGCUGUUUAUUUUGGGACCCUUCUUCUACACCAUAGGCGUCGGGGUUCUGUGUAAUAUUCUGCUCUUUCCCAAUUCGUUUGUACCGUUUAUGGACUUAGACUUUAAAAAUUCCCUCACUUACUUCUCGAAUGUAGACCUCAUUAUUCUCUCUACGCCCUUCUCCGCCGUGACUCACGCGCACUCCACAUACGCGCUCCUGUACUUUUCCGCGGUCCGGUUCGUCCUCCUGCUCCUUAUAGCGUCGACCGCCAUUCCCGUCGGCGUCCACACCGCCAACAUGACCGUCGGCGCCGCCCUGGGACUCUUCGUGGGCAGGAUACUCCACGCCGCCUGGCCGAACGGCAUCUCUUCUCCCCACAUCUACUCCAUCAUUGGAUGUUGCGCGUACGCCAGUUCGACCACUCAAACCAUGUCGACCGCCCUCCUCCUCAUCGAGCUCACGGGCGAGGUGAAGCUCGUCUACCCAAUUUUGCUCUCCGUCGUGAUCGCUGUCGGCAUUUCUCACAUGUUUACAGUCAACUACUACGACUCGCUCAUCAUCAUUCGCCACUUGCCCUACCUUCCGAACCUCAAGCGCUUCAACGCCAACAAACGCGCCAAAGACAUCAUGUCAGUGGACAUCUGUCCGCUGUAUACCAUGACGUCUCUCAAAAACAUGAAGCAGCUGCUGGACGUCUACGCGUCCAAGGAAAACAUCCGCAACUUGAGCAUUCCCAUCGUCGAAAACGAAAAAAACGUCUUUGUCGGCAGCACCCAGUUCGACCGACUCUACUCGUUCUACAAGAAGCUCCACAACCAACUUACGAUCGAAGAACAAAACAUAGGCGGCGGCUCGCCCGGCAACCUCGAUCUGUCGGAGGAACUGUACAAUCUGCAGUUCAAAUUGCGGCCGAGGCUCAAUCACAUUUUAUUCGGAAACUCGAUUCAGUGCGCGUCGGACACGCCCAUCAGUGUAGUUCACGUUAUGUUCGCAACGCUGCACAUCAUAAACAUAUUCGUUGUCGACAACGGCACUCUCUUGGGCGUCAUCACCAUGUCCGAACUAAGAGAUGCUCUUCAGAAAAAGGACUUAUGACUCUCUCAGCUAUCCAAAUUCAACAAUUGAUCAAACUUCUUUGCCUUCGUUUCUCGCGUGCGUGUCCCAUUGGACGCUUUCGUCGAAAUACUUGUUCGGAUGGUUCAUCUCAAAGUCUCUCGCACCGGGGUGAGUCAGAUUAAAGAACAGCUUGCACGCCAUGGUGUAAUGCCGAUUUUCUCUCAACCUGAACAGCUCUUCUUGAGACUCCAUGUCGAUUCCAGACUCAGUAAAAAUUUUUUGCAGCGUCUUUGUGCUCGCAAGCUUG